CCCCGUGUUUUCACCAAGGUGGCUGCGUGUGCCCCCGUGCGCCCUAAGGCUUGCAUUCCUGUGCACUCAACCGGUGGAUCACCAGAGUCCAGUUACACCGACAAGAUUAUCGCUGAUUGGCCUAGUCGUCAGGGUGCUGCCCGUAGGGGAACAUUGAGGGGAAAAUUGACAAAGAUGUGUACAGUGAGGACUACACUUACGGUCAUCUAUUUGUGAAUAAACGCGACACUUGGAAAAAUGCGACCAUUUGGACUACUUCAGCCUACGAGAGCAACAGCCUAAAGAAUAAUGGAUAACAUCGGUCCUAUUUUGUGUACACUUUAAAGUAGAAUCUCUGUUUUCAGUAUUUGGAUUGGCUUCACCUCUGGUAUCCAUCAGAGCUACCGGGGACGCGUAGCCCUCAGAGCCAACAGGGGAGUGGCUUUGGGUGUGAGUCACGUUCGGGUGUUGAAGUUUAACAGAUGUACCGGGAGGAGAAGAAGACGGUCCAUAACGGUACGGUAAACAAAUAACUCUGGAUCUUAACGGCGCAUUUGCCUGUUGAAUCUCAACCCUCUACAAUUACUUAUUCUCAAAGAAGUACACUACAUUCACUCUGAAACGUACGAAGUAGGAGGACUGUAUCCAAGGAGCCGUGCACUUUCAGGAUGUUUGCAGACUGGAUCAGUUUAUGCCCAUGCACAUGCUUGUGACCACUGAAAUAUUUCAGAGAAAACAUCUGAUGUUCUCAAGUUGGACAGUGACUACAUCCUUAAAGAUGCCUGAAGGCACAUUCUGAACCACACACACACACACACAUUUUGAGGACAUACUUGCCUGAUGAAUCCCUUAGGGCUCUGGUAUACAAACACUCCAAGCUAGCUGGCGGGAGUUGCCAUGCCAACCAUAACUGCCAUCCGGGAGAGUUCAGUUGCCAUACAGGUGGUAACCAUGGCAUUGCACUUCUCGUGGGUGUCUUUACUGGCGGCCAUAGCAGUGGCAAGUAAUGAUGAUGUUAUUCCUCGCAUCAGCUUCCCAUACAACUCUCAGGAGCGUGUUGUCAGAAGGUUCUCUCCGGCUGGAGUGUUCAACUACACCUCACUGCUGCUCAGCCAAUCAAAAAACACGCUUUAUGUGGGAGCCAGAGACACGCUAUUCGCCCUCAACGUCAAUGACAUCACCUCACACACACAACAAAAGAACCUGUCAUGGGAAACACCAGAGAAGAAGAGAAAGGAGUGUGGCUUCAAAGGGAAAGACCUGCAGAAAGACUGCUUCAACUACAUCAAGCUCUUACUGCGUCUGAACGACACGCACCUGUACGUGUGUGGAACCUACGCUUUCAGCCCCACCUGCACUUACAUUAAUGCCGCUAGUUUUUCCCUGCUGAAGGAUGAGCAGGGGGAGGUUCUGAUGGAGGAUGGGCGCAGCCGCUGUCCCUUCAGCCCAGAGUACCAGAACACUGCUGUCAUCGCAGAUGGGAUGCUGUACACUGGGACUGUGAGUAACUUCCAGGGCAAUGAGCCGACCAUCUCUAAGAGCCUGGGCACUGGAGCUGCUCUCAAAACGGACAACUCCCUCAACUGGCUGGAGGAUCCAGUAUUUGUGGGAUCUGCGCACCUGCCAGGGAGUGAUGGAGAUGAUGAGAUUUACUUCUUCUUCAGUGAAACAGGAAGAGAGUUUGACUUCUUUGACAACACCAUUGUGUCCCGUAUAGCACGUGUCUGUAAGGAUGAUGAGGGUGGUGAGCGGGUCCUUCAGAAGAAGUGGACAACAUUCCUGAAAGCCCAGCUGCAGUGCUCUCUUCCUGAGGACGGCUUCCCCUACAACAUCAUACUGGACGUGUACAUACACACUGCGCCCAGCCGAAAAAACACACUGCUGUAUGCUGUGUUCACCUCACAAUGGAAUAAAGGAGCAUGGGGUAGUUCGGCUGUGUGUGUGUUCAGCAUGGAGCACGUGGACAGUGUAUUUAAUGGCCGUUACCGAGAACUAAACCGAGAAACUCAACGUUGGACCACACACACACAACCUGUGCCAGAACCACGCCCUGGAGCAUGUGUAACCAGUGCUGUGAGGGAGACAGGCUUUGAGUCGUCCCUGCAGAUGCCCGAUAAAGUGCUAAACUUUGUGAAGGACCACUUUCUCAUGGAUGGAGUCAUCCGCAGUGCUCCGCUGCUAAGGACACAGAGUGUUCGCUACACACAGAUUGCAGUGCAGAGGGUUCAAGGUUUGCGCAAGGUCUACGAUGUGAUGUUCCUUGGGACAGAUGAUGGCCGCCUGCAUAAGGCUGUUAGGGCAGCUGACAAGAUGCAUAUUAUUGAGGAGAUCACACUGUUUCCAGGGCAACAGCCUGUACAACAAAUUGAAUUGGACAUAAGCAAGGGUGUGUUGUUUGUGUCCUCGUACUCUGGCGUGCUGCAGCUGAGUGUAAGUAACUGCUCGUCUCACCUGAGCUGCGGGGAGUGUGUGUUAGCGCGCGACCCCUAUUGCGCCUGGGCCGGAACACGCUGCGCUGACCUCACACACACACCUCCACAGAGCCAAUGGCAGCAGGACAUUGAAGAUGCAGACCCAUCCUCAUUGUGUAAGACUCCCACCCCACGCUCUGUGAAGUCACAGCACCCAGGCAUAUCUGCAUGUCAGGUGGUCGUUGUACCUGCCAACACCUUUCGAGUUCUUCCUUGCAAGCUUCGGUCUAACCACGCACACAGGACGUGGUCAUACAGCCCCAGCACGCGUCACUUCCUGUUUCCAGGCCCAGAGGGUGGGUUGGUGGUCGGUGGCAUAGAGGGGGUCGAGAGACUCUACUCCUGCUGGGCAGAGGAACGUGGCUUCCAGCAACUACUGGCCAAUUACUGUGUGAGGGCGGAACCGCAAAUUCAGAGACCCACUUCUAUUGGUCAACCAGGAGCACCACACCCCUUGGAGGAGGAGUCAGUCAUCCUGCCCGACCGGUCUCGCUCCCCAUGGUUGACUGCCAGGACUUACCGGGCAGAGCUGAUUGCCGUGUGUGUGCUCCUGUGUAUGUGUGUGCUGUGCUUUGGUGUGUGUGUGUUAUACGGCCGUGCGAGAGUGCCGCCCAUACAGCAACCAAAGCCGAGGAUUGUGGGUAAACCAACUGAGAGUUUGCCUCUGAAUGGGAGCUCUCUCCCAACCACUCCAUCUGAACUCAAGGGCUAUCAGACCCUGGAGGAGAACUACUGCACGCACACCCACUCUCUCUCACACAAACACCCACAGCCACACACACACCUGGAGAACACACACGUGUGUGAAAAACAGGAUCACGGAGACAGCUCUCCCAUCUGCCCAAGGCCUCGUGUCAGACUGGGCUCUGAGAUCAGAGACUCCAUAGUCUAGACACACACACACACAAAACACACACACACACACACACACACACACAGAGAGAGAGACAGACACACACACAUAUUCACACACAGUCUACGUGAAGGUGAGAUUCAGACACAGAAAUAGUGCUCUGCAAUGAAAAGUAUAGUGCUUUACCACCACAUAUCACUUAUGUGUUCACCUGUGUGGUUUUACCUCGUCAUUUUACUCUAAGCAAAACCCUGAUACUUCUAUAACAGAGCGUAAGGGGAGUGUUCAGAGACUGGACAUCACUACUUCUCUGAGUUGUACUGUAAUGUGCUCACACAGCUGAAGCUGAGCUUUUCAAUGACCAGUCUAAUGUUUCAGAGGCCACAGGUAUCUUCCUCAGCUUUCUAACCAUAGAGGAUCUAACACCAGUUAGAUCUGACCUGCCCUAACUAAAUGACCUGAAGUGCAUCUUAAACACAAAAAAGCACACAUUCUUUGAUGUGAUCUAUGACUUCCAUAUUUUCUUGGUAUUACCUUGUGAGACUGUUGAAUAUAUAGCACAAUGUUUGUAAUCAUUUGCACUGGCCUCUGGCAAGGACCUUGCGACUUACCACUGAAUGUAUGUGUACUAGAAGAGUAUAACAAGCUGUUAAUUCUAAUGUGAUGCUCACAGAUUAAGUCUUUGAAAGUAGUUUUUAUAUAUGUUCACAGUCCCUGCACUGAAAACAAAGGAUACAGGGGAUGCUGAGCUUGUUUGUGUGUUUUAGAGAAUUGUUUUCAUUGUAAAUUAGAAAUCUACUGUAAGUAUGCAGAAAUGACUCAGAAGAAUUCUCCAUUGAGUUUUACUCAUUUGUGAAUCUGGUGUAUACUGUGGUCGUAAGUACACACAGCUUUCUGUAGCUGUUCCCAACAGUAUUUUUCUUUUUCUUGGCCACACUCUCCAUCCUGGCCUCUUUCCUCUCUCACUCUCUCAUCCGACUCACAUGCAGACUCACCUACACACACAGUCGUGGUGCAUAAUUUGACUAAUUGAGUGAAAAAAGUAUGUGUGUUUGUGUGAAUUGUAUCGUAAGUUCUGAGCCAUACUGACAUCAUACUGUUGCUUGUUCUCCACUGUUCAUAACUGCACUUUAUUUGGUUCCUUACAUCCAAUGAAAAUGUUUUGGAACACAUUUUA
This is a messenger RNA of Clupea harengus (Atlantic herring), 4480 nucleotides long. RefSeq names its product sema domain, immunoglobulin domain (Ig), transmembrane domain (TM) and short cytoplasmic domain, (semaphorin) 4Bb (gene sema4bb). Gene Ontology annotation, cellular component: plasma membrane. Lineage: Eukaryota; Metazoa; Chordata; Actinopteri; Clupeiformes; Clupeidae. Gene Ontology annotation, molecular function: semaphorin receptor binding; chemorepellent activity. Gene Ontology annotation, biological process: semaphorin-plexin signaling pathway; positive regulation of cell migration; neural crest cell migration. The record is from RefSeq and is a predicted model, not a curated record.